Molecule: messenger RNA, 1212 nt
Organism: Rhagoletis zephyria (snowberry fruit fly)
Lineage: Eukaryota; Metazoa; Arthropoda; Insecta; Diptera; Tephritidae
Source: RefSeq, a predicted model, not a curated record
AUGAGUUGCUUUCCGCGUCAAUCGGAAUGUUGCUGCUGUUCGUCUUGUUGUCCUUGUUAUAAUUACAUGGCCGAUUGCUCCAGCGUUCGGCGAAAUCGAUCCUGCAGCGAUUGUUUUCCCACGCGGCUUAGUCCGGAUAUGCAAAUACCCGCUAAGAAAACUAAGUCGAGACCACUUUCCAACAAACCUUCGAUGCCUAAAUUAAAUGGAAAACGCGCUUCGCAAGUUAAAAAUGGACAACGAAUAAACCUUCCAGCAGCUGAUGGUGGGCCCAGCAUAGACCCUAGAAGUAAACCUAAAUGCCAGAGCGAUCCCAAGCAGACGAAAAAUAAACAAAACUUUCAAUACCAAAAUUUAAAGAAGCAUAUGGAAGUGAUCAGCGAGGAAGCAGAGCACGAUUCCGAUGACGACGGACAAUUUAGCAGCAAAAAGAUUCAAAAUUCGUGUGCUGACUUUCUAACUAUUGUGCAUGAUACUGUUUUAGAGACCGUGCAGAGUUCCGUCGAAUGUAUGUUGCGCAAUUAUUUUGUGCAUACGAUGGAAAAAAUGGAAACACUGUGUUCGCAGAUGAUGAGAAAUGAAUGUCUGCUUAGCAAAAUGUAUUUGGAUAUUUUAGACAAAUUUUCCCAGCAAAACGAAAAAAGUAUGCGACAUUUGAAAUUUUUGUGCCAGUUCAUUGCCGAAACGCAGAAGGAAACCAGCGAGGAGCGAGCACAAAACCAGAGAUGCAAUUGCCAGAAUUGUGGUAGUGCCGAAGAAGAGUUUGUGUCGUUGGCUGGAGAACAAGUGUUGACAAAGGGCCGUCCUCUUUCCGGGAGUCUGAGUUCCAACAGCAAUCGUAAUGGGGACCAGAAUGUAUACAAGGGAGAACAAAAUUCCGGGCUCCAUCGCGAUUCCGACACUGAACCGAAAACUGAUUCACCUCUUACAAGCAGCACAAACUCACUACCACAUGCCAAAUUUAAAUCGUGCGAAAUACCACACAGCAAUACCAAUAAAGGCAACGAAGAAAUUCGCGAAAAUAUCGGAAGGAUAAGCGAGUAUUCGGACUCAAAGCAGUUAGGGAAUUCCAAUGGUCAUCGAAAUUCUGAGCUGCCAAGGAUUGCAGGUAAUUGCCAAACAGAGCGGUACGCAAAUCGAAUGGAGGGCGGUCGAUACUUUACUGUUAAAACAGGGCCAAGCAAUGCAGCCAUGUUGAAGAUGCAACCAUAA